AGAAUUGUGUGUGUGUACGACUGGUUGUAUGACCAAGGGUCAGUACCAUAAAGCAGAGGGUCGAUGCGCAUGGAUUUUCGGUUCUUCUUCUUUUGGUUUCUGAAAUUUGAGUUCACGGUUGGCGAGGAGGAGAGGGAGGAGGAGGAAGAAGAGGAGGAGGAAGAAGAGGAGGAGGAAGAGGAGGAAGAGGAAAGCGAGGAGAAUGGAUACAGGGAGAAUAGAGAGAAGAGAGUGGUUGUUUUCACCGGGACUUCGCUGUCGCUGCGACUUUUCAUCGGUACUUGGCUGUCGUUGCUGGACUCGCAUUUGAGGAGAGGACGGGGCGAUCUGAUCUGUGAUGUGAGUGAGGAGGAGGAUCAUGGUCUUAACGUGUGGGUGUGAGGUUUUAGUGAGUAAUAGUGGCAGCAUUCUGUGAAAUUUGCGCUGCUGAUUGUUGUGGCAUAUGGGCUCAGUAUAAAGCACCUGCUGUUCUUGUCUUGCCCUGCGCUGUACUCAUCUUGUAAUUUUGUUGUAGGACGUCGCGGUAGUCUAAAGUUGUUGUUUUUGUGUUUCUAGUAUUCAAUUUGGGGCUAUUUGUUCCUUAGUAGUGAAAGUAGUUUGUAUUGGAAAGGGUUUGUGGUGAUAGCGCUGUAGAGUGUUGGGCGGUGUUGUUGUAAUGGAGAGGGGUUGUUGAUAUAUAUAAUAUCCGGAUUGUUGUAUUGCGCAGAGGGUUUGUUGAUAUAUAUUAGGAUUGUAGACGGUUUGUUGAUAUAUAUUAGGAUUGCUGUAGUGGAGAGGGUUUGUGGAUAUAUACUAGGAAAAUUCGAUGGUGAUGGAAAAGGAAGGAGGGGCACGUAAUCGCAGGGCGAUGUUGUUGUACAUGCGAGGGUGUUGAUAAGGUCAAAGGUUUGCGGAGAGUUGUAGCACCGCUGUAACUAUUGCAUUGUCCUCUGGGUCCGGAGGAGGGAAAGAGAGAGGGGGAGGGGAGGGGGGGGCGGGGGAACGGGCCAGGGGGCCGUGGGGGCGGGGGCGGAAGGAGUUGAAGAUCGUUGCCUUUUCCGUUUGAAGAAGGUUUUGUCUGUUCAGGGGUGCUGUUUGGGAUUGAGAUGUAGGUCGAGAUUCUCCUCCUUUUCAGGUGUGUAGGCGACUUAUUUGGGAGGCAGCUGGCCCCCGAUUAAAAUCUGUAGGUCGGGAUCCCGUCUCUUCUAACACAGAGGAUACGCCCGCUAAAGGUUGAGGCCUUCGCUUCUGUUUUGCACGGACGUCCGUGGCCGGUUUUCCCUCCUCUACACCUCUCUCUCUCUCUCUCUCUCUCUCUCUCUCUCUCUCUCUCUCUCUCUCUCUCUCUCUCUCUCUCUCUCUCUCUCUCUCUUCCGUGGCCCUUUUCUUUCUGUGUAUUAACGCUUGCUUCUUGGGGUCUGUUUGAGGGUAUUUUUCGUCCGCAACGCUCUUUUCUGUGCGGUAACGCUUGCCGCUCUUCGUCAAUCUGUCUCUUCUCGCCUGUUUCUGGGCCUUGGCGGCUUUGCGGUUUAUGGCAUUGAAUUUCUUCCUCCGAGUGAGGGCUGUUUCUCUAGUCCUCUCUUAUUCCAGUCACACUGCUGCUAGUCCUUUCGUCUGUUUUCCUCUUCUGUCCAACUAUAAGCUCGUAACAGUUGUCAGUCUGUAGACCUCUGCUGUCCCCAAUUCUCUUCCUACUCUCUCUCUCUCUCUCUCUCCUUUUUUCUCUGUGUAUGUCUGUUUCUAUCCUUCUCUCCAUCUUCAUCUCGCUGGAUGCAUCACUCUUCUGUCACUUCUACUGAGCACGCACUGGGGAGGCUCGACUUUGUUCGUUGUUUUCUUUUUUUCCAGUUUCCUGCCCUACUGCAUUGUAGACUUCAAGGCAUAUACUCGCAGCAGGGCUCUCUGGGAUGUAUAAUGGCGCAAUGACUAGUAGAUUCGGCCGAAUAAGUCCGUACAGUGAGUAAACCUUCAUUCUUAGCCCUCCCCCAUGUAUGCUUUCUCUCCUUAGCUAGUUCUACUGUUUCUCUCCUUAGCUAGUUCUACUAUCCUGUCGUGUCAGAAUUUCCUGCGGAAAAGCACUUCGUUUGCAGACUGCGUUGUGAGAGGUGGUAGUUAUACCCUCGCCUUUUAUGUCGCUCUCCCUACCACCUUUCUUGUACUAUUGCGAGUGCUGUUUUGUCACUGCUUGAAGGGAAUUUCUUGCGCGCUUCCCCUGAUCUCUUGUCGACUCUGUAAAGGCUUUUCGG
Molecule: messenger RNA, 2225 nt
Organism: Chara braunii
Lineage: Eukaryota; Viridiplantae; Streptophyta; Charophyceae; Charales; Characeae
Source: the annotation of a GenBank genome assembly